This is a messenger RNA of Struthio camelus australis, 2212 nucleotides long. RefSeq names its product cAMP responsive element modulator (gene CREM). Gene Ontology annotation, biological process: regulation of transcription by RNA polymerase II. The record is from RefSeq and is a predicted model, not a curated record. Gene Ontology annotation, molecular function: RNA polymerase II cis-regulatory region sequence-specific DNA binding; protein binding; DNA-binding transcription factor activity, RNA polymerase II-specific. Lineage: Eukaryota; Metazoa; Chordata; Aves; Struthioniformes; Struthionidae. Gene Ontology annotation, cellular component: nucleus; ATF4-CREB1 transcription factor complex.
UGAACUGCAGCUUUUCUGUGUGCAUCCUGCGCUGCCGCGCCGACGUUUUAGCUGAGGGCGGGGAGGAGCUGCGCGUCUUGCAGCAGCUAAGUGAUCCCGCAGAUGCUGACACACAGGAGCGAUCCUCUUCUCUGUUCGGUGGCUGUUGCUUGGGCUGUGUUUCUGCCACACGUGGACUGUUGUGUCCUGUUUACAGCAGGCUCCGUACUGUCUCGGCAGGAUUAUUGAGAUGACAGAUGACCAUGGAAAUGGUUGAAUCGCAACAGGAUGGAAAUGCAGUGGAUUCUAUGCGAGAGAGAGAUGCUGUUCAUGUUCAGAAUCAGCCAGGCCAAAGUCAGAUUUCCCCCAUAUCUCAGGUUUCUGUAGCUGCAUCAAGUGCUGGAAGAGGAUCUCCAGCUGUAACUCUAGUGCAGUUGCCUUCUGGUCAAACUGUUCAUGUCCAGGGUGUCAUUCAAGCCACACAGCCCUCAGUCAUUCAGUCACCACAAAUGCAAGCUGUUCAGGUAGCACCGAUUGCAAAUGCAGAUGAGUCUGCAGAAUCAGAAGGGAUAAUUGAUUCUCAGAAACGUAGGGAAAUACUUUCAAGAAGGCCUUCGUACCGAAAAAUUUUGAAUGAGCUAUCUUCAGAUGCUCCUGCAGUCCCGAAAAUUGAAGAGGAAAAGUCAGAAGAAGAAGGAGCACCUUCAGGAAUUCCUGCAAUGGCCGUGCCAACCAGCCUGUAUCAGACUAGCACAGGGCAAUACAUUGCUAUAGCUCAAGGUGGUGCAAUCCAGAUUUCUAAUCCAGCCUCCGAUGGUGUCCAGGGCCUGCAGACAUUAACAAUGACAAAUUCAGGAGCUCCUCAGCCAGGUGCUACCAUUGUGCAAUAUGCAGCACAGUCACCCGAUGGCACACAGCAGUUUUUUGUUCCUGGAAGUCAAGUUGUUGUUCAAGCUGCCACUGGAGACAUGCCAGCUUACCAGAUUCGAACUCCCACCACUGCCUUGCCUCAGGGAGUGGUAAUGGCAGCCUCACCAGGGACUUUGCAUAACCCUCAGCAGCUAGCAGAAGAGGCAACGCGCAAGAGAGAACUGCGACUUAUGAAAAAUAGGGAAGCUGCCAGAGAAUGUCGCAGAAAGAAGAAAGAAUAUGUCAAAUGUCUUGAAAAUCGUGUGGCUGUGCUUGAAAACCAAAACAAGACUCUCAUUGAGGAACUCAAGGCCCUCAAAGAUCUUUAUUGUCAUAAAGCAGAAUAACUAUCUUUCAUUUGGACCUUGUUUAUUAUGAACUUUAAUCAAGGCAUGAGAGGAAGCAAUUCUACAGAUUGCCAUACGAACUUGAGAAAGAGACACUUGAGGCCCUUGUGGAACAGUUUUGCUUAGUGUUUUCAGACUGAUGUGGGAGAUGUUCCAAAAUUUGGAAUUCAGUCAUAGUCUCCAUAUUCUGCUGAGCUUUCUAAUAGCAUGCAAAUGGCUUUUUUGUUUGCACUUUGUACUUCUGCUUUUUGCAGGGAAGCUGCUAAAGAAUGUCGACGUCGGAAGAAAGAAUACAUAAAAUGUCUGGAGAGUCGUGUUGCAGUGCUAGAAGUUCAGAACAAGAAACUUAUAGAGGAGCUUGAAACCCUAAAAGACAUUUGCUCUUCCAAAACAGAUUAGUAGAAAUAUUUAUUUUACUGUGAACUGACUAAAAUAUGUCCGGUUACUUUAUAAGGCAAUACAUAGCCAACAUGAAUUAUGGCUUUCUCUUUGUGUCAUUUAUAUUAUAUUUCAACUUCUAACAUUCCUGAAAUGCUUUCCUGCUUUUUGUCAAUUCUUAGCUCUUAAUUUCAGGUUUUUCUUGCUGCUCCCUUCCACCUCCCAAGGAGCCAAAUGUUAAAAUGUAUAACAAAGUUAAAAAGCGCAUAAUUUUUAAGAGCUGUUUCUUUGCCAUAUAUUUACAUUACUACUUUUUACAUGUUACUGAUAGUGUCCUGCACAUACAAAAUAUUUUACAGUUGUUUUAAAUGAAUCAUAAAGAUAAUGCAUCCAGUAAUACAAGAAAAUCAAACUACCCAAGGUAUCUCAGGAAAGAGUUUAUAAAAGAAUGUUAUGAUUACAUAUAUGUAUUAGAAUACUAGUCUAAAAAUGAUUUUAUGGCAUAUUUUUAUAUUAGUUGCUUUGUGGAAAAAAGUAUUGUAUUGCUGUCACGGAGUGCCAUGGUUGAAGAUAGUUUUUAAUAGAACCAUGUUGUUUAA